Daktulosphaira vitifoliae (grape phylloxera) is the source of this 1893-nucleotide messenger RNA. RefSeq names its product solute carrier family 35 member G1. The coding region runs from base 169 to 1329 and encodes 386 amino acids. Gene Ontology annotation, cellular component: membrane. NCBI's taxonomy places the organism in Eukaryota, Metazoa, Arthropoda, Insecta, Hemiptera, Phylloxeridae. The transcript is spliced from 2 exons. The record is from RefSeq and is a predicted model, not a curated record.
AAUUUAUUUAAAUAAUUUCAUAAGAAAAUUUUAUAUUAUAUUUUAUUUACAAGUUUCUAUUUUUCAAAUUAUAAUUUCUAGUUUAUUUAUGUAAUCUACACAUCGAAUAUUUCUCCUUCUAUACUAUUUAUAUAACGAAACCGAUCGCACUACCCGUUCCCACCAACUAUGACGUGUCCAGUCCAUUUUACCUUAGUUUGUGCUUUACACACAAACAUUUUUGCUAUCAACUUUUUUACUCCGAGACAUAAUUAUUUGUAUACGAAGGAAGUACAGGAAAACAAAUGUUUGGCUUCACCGGCGAAUUCAGUCAAUACAGAAAAAUUGGAACUUCGUAGUUUGGUUGUUAAUUCUGAAACGCCAUCAUCAAGUUCACCAGCAACACCAUUAGGAUCACCAGGACCAAAAAAUUAUGUAAAUUUUUGGGGAAUAUUAUUAGCUGCUAUUUCUUCAUUUUUCUUUUCUCUCACAUCUUUAAUUGUAAAAUGGCUUCAUAAUGUAGAUCCAUUAGAACUUGCAACUGUACGAUUUAUUGGAAUUUUAUUACCAACCAUACCAAUAUUGAUUUAUAAAAAACAGCAUCCAUUUCCUAAAGGUAAACGAAUUAUGUUAUUAUUACGAUCAUUUUCUGGAGCCACUUCACUAACAUUGAUAUAUUAUGCGUUUAGACUUAUGCCUUUGGGUGAUGCUUCAGUUAUUAUAUUUAGUGUACCUGUAGUAGUUACAAUAUUUGCUAAAAUAUUUCUCAAGGAACCAUGCAGUCUCUUUCAUUAUUUUACAUUAUUUCUAACAAUGUUUGGAGCAUUAUUGAUAGCAAGACCACCAUUUUUAUUCAAUGAAUCUAGCCAUCAUUAUCAGUUCUUUGGUCCAAUAGCUGCCAUGCUAUCUACACUAUUUUCAGCUACAGUUUACAUAUUACUCAGGGCAUUGAAGAAUAUUCAUUUUAGUGUCAUUAUGGUGUGCUUUGCUAUCUAUUCUAUCCUACAAACUUCAACAAUGGCACUUGCAAUUGGUAAUCUGACAUGGCCCAAAUGUGGAACUGAAAGACUUUUAUUUGUUGCCUUAGGUUUAUUCAGUUUUGCUGGACAAAUGUUACUAACUAUUGCUGCACAACUUGAAGAAGCAGGAUUAGUUGCUAUUGCUAGGUCAAUUGAUGUGGUUUUUGCUUUUGCUUGGCAAAUAAUAUUUUUUAAUGAAAUACCUAGUUGGUUAAGUUUGGUUGGUGCUGUUUUAGUAACAUCUUCUGUGGUGUUAAUUGGUCUAAGAAAGUGGUUAAUGAACAUGCCACCUACGCCUUUUAAAAAAAAGUGUAGUUUGUUAUUUUUAUGAUAAAUUUGUUCUGAAUUGUCGACAUAAUUUAUUGGAAUCGUAAAAUUUGUAGGUGGUGAUUUAGAGGAAUUCUCUUGUGACUACAAGAAUUUUAUUUCAAUUUAUAACGGUUAUACAAUUUUAUUUAGUUUAGUGUAUAUUUAAAAAUUUAGUAUUAGAAGAAAAUUUCUUAUAUAAUAUUUGUACAGACCACUGUUUGUCAUUUAUAUAUCAUGUGUUCAUGUUUAGUUUUAUUUAGAGAUUUCAGUUAUUUUGCAUUAACAUACAUCUGUUGUUAGUGUAUAUAUAUAUAUAUAUAUACUUAAAUAAUUAAUAAUAAUUUGAAUAAUUCAUUAAGCUGACCAGUAUAAAGUAUUUUUAUUUUUUCUAACUUAUUUAAAAUAUUGAGUUUUUAUUUGUUAUUUUUUGUAAUUUUUUAAAAUUAAAGUCAUAAUAGUUACUAAUAUUGUGAUAAUACUUGUUUAGAAUCUUUAUAUAUUUUUAGAUAACUUAUUAUCCUUAUACAUCCAAAAAUAUAGAUUAAUUGAUAUAAUUUUAAGUACAUAAAUUUUAUUUAUAUCUAUU